Molecule: messenger RNA, 2088 nt
Organism: Saitoella complicata NRRL Y-17804
Lineage: Eukaryota; Fungi; Ascomycota; Saitoellomycetes; Saitoellales; Saitoellaceae
Product: SIN1-domain-containing protein
Exons: 2
Coding region: 1-2088 (695 amino acids)
Biological process (GO): TORC2 signaling
Cellular component (GO): cytoplasm; TORC2 complex; plasma membrane
Molecular function (GO): phosphatidylinositol-4,5-bisphosphate binding
Source: RefSeq, a predicted model, not a curated record
AUGUCGCUCCUACACGAUCCUCAAUUCGCUAUCCACCGCCUCCGAACGUUGUACCUUCAGAACUCUGAUGAUGGCGUUGCUGAACGCGUUAUCUCUCUCAACCCCGCCGCACUGAAUACUCUGGCAUACAAGCAAGCGGGUUGGACGAAUGCCCAAACGCGACGAUGUUAUUCUCCGCCCAUUCCAGCUUUCGGGGAUAUACCAUUCAACAACACGCGACCUACUUUCAGAAACUCUUUAGAUGACUCAGAUCUAGUCCUUGCGGCACCUGCAGGUCGUGACACCAGACCAGGAAGUCGCAGGCUGAAACGAAGUGAGACGGGGACGAGUACGCAAAACGAGGGUUCAGAGUUCAGUGAUGACGAUGAUUAUAUGGACGAGGAGAUAGCGUUGCCUCAGAGCAUGAUUGCCUUUCCGAAGAGACCACUACGAAUGGCAAGCAACACGAAUACGUCUACACCGUCACAAGGGACGCCUAUUGCAGAUGAUGAUUUGAAGACCCCGAAGGUCCUUGUAACAGGGCCGUCUCGACCGAACAGUGCGUCGAGAGUGCCAAAGGCGGAUAUGGGUGAGAGUACGGCUCCUGCAGUGACGGAUACCUUCAAGGAUCAAGCGCGUAAGCUUGACCCCGUGCAGUCUAUGGUUGCAACGCAGAUGAACACGUCACCGGCGAUGUCAUUAGCGAACGAAGCCACUCUGAAUGUUGAGCCAUUCGAGGAAAGUGAUGCCUCGGUGACAUCAUCAGAAUAUGCUGGUACGAUCGGCUCAGAUACUGGAUUCCAGGCAAUGUUUACUACACCUACUGCAUAUCACAAGCCUUUGCCCAAGCCACGACCAAUAUCAACUAUCCAGCCUAGUAGUGCACUCACUGCUCUUUUCAAAGCGAAUGAGGCUGCGGAUCACAAUCCGUUGGCGCAUUACGCUGUAUUCUCUGGAAAAGGAGACUUGAAUCCGUUGCGUUUGAAGAUCUACCGACCAAGCGGAGCACAGCCCACUGUUCCUUGGGAGGUUCUAAUCCGAAGUACUGCUAAUGUUGCCGAAACAAUUGGAUACGCGCUAUAUCGCUACCAGGAGGAUGCCCUCAUGCCUGAACUGGCGCCAGAGGAAUUUGACGCAAAUCGGUGGACUUUGAGGAUUGUGGAAGAAGAUGGUGAGCCCGAUGAAGAUUUCCCAGCAUUGGAUCGGAAGAAGAUCAUCUCAGAGUUCCGGUUUGAUGAAUUCGCUUUGGUUGAGGCUACCGAAGCUCAAGCCCUCGUAAACGAAGCGACUACGCCCAACCCGAACAAGCAAUUCACUGCGAAACCCGCGGUGACCACAGACGGACCACUGACAUCGGGUACACCUCCUACGCAGGCUGCUGUCAACGUGUCAUCACCGAAUACCACGCCACGAAAGUCUGCGAAUUCCAAACCACUACCUGCCGAACCUCGAAACCUCAAAAUUCGGAUACAUCCGCAUACCGAGGGCGCGCCAGUAUCUACUGUCUCUGUUAUGCCGGAGACAUCUAUCUCCGAAGUGCUCGGUCAGAUCUGUCGACGAAAGAACCUGGAUAGGAUCAAGUAUUGUUUACGUAUUCCGGGCACAUCUACGUUGGUAUCCAACGACAAGACCGUCGAAUCUCUCAACAGAAGACUAGAGCUGGAGUUGAUCAAGCGUAAGCUGAUUGAUCCGACGUACGUCCCUGGUGCACCUCUGACAGCGAACAACCUGCGGCAAGAUAUGCUCAUGCCGGGAUACGGCGCGGCAAACGCCGUCAUCACCAAUGCCUCAUACCAGAAGUACAUAGUAUGGAGACGACAACCUAUGAGCUUCAUGGGCCGACACGAGCGUGUUUUGGCGAUUGAUGGAGAUUAUAUCCACAUCAUGCCGUCCGAGCAGAAGACGUUAUUCGAGAGCCCAAAGACGAGCAGCAUCCACAUUGGCGCUAUCAUCACGUGUAAGCAGUCAAGGAAGGUCCCGGCGAACUUCAAGUUUGUGGUGUUGAAGGCGAGGGAAACGAAGAGGUAUGACUUUGAGGCUAUCAACCCGAAGGAAGCGGCGGAGAUUGUGUCGAAGGUGCGAACAUUGAUGAACUCGCUCAAGGGAUAA